Messenger RNA from Fonsecaea erecta, 789 nucleotides. RefSeq lists its product as hypothetical. The record is from RefSeq and is a predicted model, not a curated record. Gene Ontology annotation, biological process: DNA-templated DNA replication; double-strand break repair via break-induced replication. The transcript has a single exon. Lineage: Eukaryota; Fungi; Ascomycota; Eurotiomycetes; Chaetothyriales; Herpotrichiellaceae. Gene Ontology annotation, cellular component: GINS complex. The coding region runs from base 1 to 789 and encodes 262 amino acids.
AUGGACGUUGAUAUCUCAGAUAUCCUUGCGGAUGUCUCGCACUCUCAACCCUACUCAACAACAACACACCCAUACUCUAUCAGUGACACGGACGCCUUUAUAGACCAUCAGCUCCUCACACGCGCAUGGACCUCGGAGCGCUGCGCCCCGGACUUGCUCCCCUAUCCCACAGAGCUCAUGAAUCGCGUCCUGGCGCGUGUCCAAGCACAAAUAUCGCGUAUUGAAGAUCUCGCGAGCGGGAUGGGCGACGAUUACCCCAAGUCGACGGGAGCAGCUGGCGGCAGCACACAGAAUGCCAACCUCGUCCUCGCCAUAUUACAGACGGAUCUGUCCCGCACACAAUUCCUCGUGAGGAGUUUAUUGAGACAACGACUCGCCAAGAUGACCAAAUACGCCACCUAUUACCUCUCUCAACAUCUGAAUUCCGACACCAAAACGUCCGCCAUCAUGUCACCAUCCGAAGUUGCUUUUCUGCGGCAUCACCAAGCGCUGCUCGGCGACCUCUACGAUUCGAGUUUCCUGAACUCACUGCCGGCGGGCCUACGGAGGAUGGACGACUCGAGCGGAGGGGUGCCCAUGAUCGAAGGGCCCGACGGCUCCAAGGCCGUGGUCGUGAGGUGCUUGAAUGAGGGCACGUGGAACAACGAGCGGGAUGUCGAUGAGGCAAGGGACCAGGGCCAGGAAGACGGGGCCAGUGUCGUGCUGAGGUUGAGGAGAGGCGAGGUCUGGGUGGUGAGAUGGAAGGACGUCAGGAAAGGCGUCGAGAGGGGGGAGGUAGAGUUGUUAUGA